Colletotrichum gloeosporioides is the source of this 282-nucleotide messenger RNA. RefSeq lists its product as uncharacterized. The record is from RefSeq and is a predicted model, not a curated record. NCBI's taxonomy places the organism in Eukaryota, Fungi, Ascomycota, Sordariomycetes, Glomerellales, Glomerellaceae. The transcript has a single exon. The coding region runs from base 1 to 282 and encodes 93 amino acids.
AUGUCCAGCCCUGCGCUCGGCCGAUCGAUUAUGUCGUACAUUACGAGUUCUGUCGGGAUGCCGGCGUGGACUCUGACGGCAGAACUCGACUUCCGUGCGAGAGAGUCUUCUACGAUCCAGUUCAGUCGAUCGACUUCGACAACCCGUGCGCUACGGGAGGAUGUCUCAUCUCACCUGACUGCAGCUCCGGUAACUGCCGUCUCCAGGAACUCAAUGGGCACUGGAUAUGCUGCCAAUGCAGCCGCGGCAGCAACUCUCUCCGAUGGUGUCGGCACAAGAUGA